AUGGCCAUCCCUUCAUUGCAGUUUUUCUUGAAGGAUUCUCAACGAGUAAUGAUUACCUCUGAGGUGCGUUGUAAUUUCUUGAUAGAUAAUAUGCUCAUAUGUGGUGUGGUAGUAAAGGGACCGGUAUUAAGUGGAAAUAUAUCAGGAACAGACCCAUUGAAGGACAAUCACCUUCUUUUACAGGCCCAGGCUCUUGAUGAUACAGAAGAGGCAAUGCACACAGCUGCGGUUGUUAAUGAACUGUCUAAGGAGAUCUCAUGCAUUCUUGUUGCCCAUCCACUAAAUUCAAAGUGGGCUGCUGGAGCAAAGAACAUUACCAAUGUUCCUCAAUUUGAAAAGAUACAUGGGCUCUGGCCAUGCAUGGUUGCUCCUACCAAGAUUAUUGCUGGAUUGGGUUUGUCACUUGGGAUUGAUAUUCUAGAAGCUCCUGAAGCAACAGGGGACUACCAGACAAUAUUAACAUCCAAAACAACUGCCAUAGUUAAGACACUCUCAGCUCCUCUGCAAUCUUGCCUCAAUAUUUUUGUACCUGGAGAAGAUGAGCAUAAACCUGAUAGAUCUGAUGGCUAUGACUUUGGGUUCCUUCAUACUAAGGCAAUUGACGAUGUAGGUCAUGAUAAAGUGAGUGUUUUCAAAGUUAAAGGACUUGAAGCUGUAGAUCAUUCUAUUGGACAGUUGGCUAAACUCUUAUGGCCAGCAGAAUCAUCUGGUAAAACUUGCCCCUUUUGCAUAGUGUAG
Messenger RNA from Ipomoea triloba (trilobed morning glory), 738 nucleotides. RefSeq lists its product as uncharacterized. Lineage: Eukaryota; Viridiplantae; Streptophyta; Magnoliopsida; Solanales; Convolvulaceae. The coding region runs from base 1 to 738 and encodes 245 amino acids. The transcript is spliced from 4 exons. Gene Ontology annotation, molecular function: metal ion binding. The record is from RefSeq and is a predicted model, not a curated record.